AGAGCUUUGUUACUUCUAGGGCCAGAUCCAUGUGGUUGUAGCGCGGUCAUGAAGAAGCGCGAGAAUUACCCAAUGACUGCAGACCGGGUGGUUCGCAUCAGAAGAGCCUGCUGCGAAAAACGUGUAGGACUGCUGCACAAGGAUUUUAUAAGCUCGGCAAGCCAGCGACAGAUGACAGGAAACGUUUUCCUCGCAAAAGAUAUAUGACACCGAGGGACCCCGAUAAAAGUGGCACUUGCUGAAGGCGUUUUGGCUGAACCAAAGGUGCCACUCUUGCACGACGGGGUGCUAUUUUCUUUGUAUUCUCGGAUAGAUAAGCUGCUUUACAGGAAGGAUAACCUUCUUGAUGUCCUUUACAUAUUAGAUAUAUUAUUGUUGCAACGUUUUUUGAAAGAAAUGCCUGUUCUCGGCGCCUCUGC
Messenger RNA from Serpula lacrymans var. lacrymans S7.9, 419 nucleotides. RefSeq lists its product as uncharacterized. The coding region runs from base 49 to 207 and encodes 52 amino acids. NCBI's taxonomy places the organism in Eukaryota, Fungi, Basidiomycota, Agaricomycetes, Boletales, Serpulaceae. The transcript has 2 exons. The record is from RefSeq and is a predicted model, not a curated record.